Messenger RNA from Lotus japonicus, 2140 nucleotides. RefSeq lists its product as uncharacterized. The record is from RefSeq and is a predicted model, not a curated record. Gene Ontology annotation, biological process: peptidyl-lysine monomethylation. Bases 269 to 1915 code for a protein of 548 amino acids. Lineage: Eukaryota; Viridiplantae; Streptophyta; Magnoliopsida; Fabales; Fabaceae. The transcript is spliced from 12 exons. Gene Ontology annotation, cellular component: nucleus. Gene Ontology annotation, molecular function: protein-lysine N-methyltransferase activity; protein binding.
UGAUCAACGAUCAUAACUGAAACUGUUCUGAACCAUCAAAGAUGGCAGCUGCAUAGCCGUUCGAUCCAAACGAUUGUGAAGAGCACGAGGGUUGUGCUUCACUCUCAUUUCUACUUCUUUUUGCCGCUCAAUUUCCCUCUCAGUUGCUUCAGUGGCGGCUUCAGCUCGCAGAGAACGACGAAUUCAACCUUUCAGUUUUCAUCUCUCAUUCGAGAAGCUCUGAACUCAUCGCAAUUUCCUCUGGAAUCUACUGCGUUCUGUUGCCGUCAUGGAUACUGAUGAGGUGUGCUCAAUUGUUCUUGAGUUAUCUGAAAAGGAUCCUUUAUUUGAUAAGAAGAAGAAAUUACUACAAUGUAAGGGGUUUAGUCCCAAGGAACGGAUAUAUCUCAACUCCUCAGAAUCUGGUUGGGAGAAUGCUACUGCAAAGAGGUUACUUGAGAUAGAGCGAAUCAUACAGUUAAACGAGCUGGAACUUUAUUUUGCUGAAGACAAUGGUUGCACAUCAGUGGAUUUUUACAGCCCCAGGAAUGAGUUGGAGGCGCUCAAUUCAGUUGUCUUUCUCAUCGACAUAUCUCUUUCCAGUUGUUCACAUCUCCAUACAAAUAUCCUGCAAGGGCUACGGCAAACAAUGCUUGAUUUAAUUUCUGACUUUGGAGAUAAAAAUAGUGUGAAGGGAGUAGUUGAAAUAGACCACAAUUGUGAUCAAGAAGAGCACAUGAUAGAGUGGGGUGAAAGCAACGGUGUAAAAACACAGUUAAAGAUAGCUUAUGUUGAAGGAGCAGGUCGGGGUGCGAUUGCUACAAAAGAUCUAAAAGUUGGAGACAUCGCUCUAGAAAUUUCUGCGUCCAUUAUCAUUUCUGAGGAGCUUGUGCAUGAAACUGAUAUGUAUCAGGUCCUAAAAAUGGUGGAUGACAUAUCAUCUGAGACAAUAUUGCUAUUGUGGAGUAUGAAAGAGAAGUACAACUGUGAUUCAAAAUUCAAAAUAUACUUUGACACACUCCCAGAAAAAUUUAAUACAGGAUUGAGUUUUGGUAUUGAAGCGAUUGCAAUGUUAGAUGGAACCUUGCUAUUUGAAGAGAUAAUGCUGGCAAGACAGCACCUGCAUGCUCAAUAUGAUGAGUUGUUUCCUGUUUUGUGUGAUGAGUUUCCUGACAUAUUUCCACGAGAGCUGUACACGCGGGAAAAAUUUAUAUGGGCUUGUGAACUUUGGUACUCGAAUAGCAUGAAGAUAAUGUAUCCUGAUGGAAAGCUGAGAACAUGCUUGAUCCCAAUUGCUGGCUUUCUUAAUCAUUCUCUGUGCCCACAUGUUAUGCACUAUGGCAAAGUAGACCCUUCAACAAAUUCAUUGAGGUUUUGUCUGUCAAGACCAUGCAAAUCUGGAGAAGAAUGCUGCUUAAGCUACGGGAGCUUCCCCAGCUCUCAUCUACUAACAUUUUAUGGUUUCUUACCUCAAGGAGAGAACCUGUAUGAUGUCAUUCCCUUAGACAUUGAUGGCUCUGAUGUUAAUUCUAUUGAGGAUAAACCUGAGUCCAACUGGACUACACACAUGGUGCGCGGUACUUGGCUCUCCAAUAAUCACAGCAUAUUUCAUUAUGGCCUUCCCUCUCCAUUACUGGACCAUCUUCGGAAAUCUCGAAGUCCCACGCUGCAUACUAAGACUUACUUGCAAGGUAACUUAGAAAAUGAGCUGGAAGUACUUGGAGAUCUCAUAUGUAUCUUUGAUAACAUGGUGGACAAUAUGGGUGAGAUCGAUCUUGAUGACAGAGAAAACUGCGGUCUGGAAGAAAAAUAUGCCAUGGAUUAUAAAAAUCUACAAAGAAAAAUUGCCUAUUCUGUUUCAUCUUCAUGUCAUAACGGUGUCAACUUAGUCAAGAAUGAACUGUGCAAGUGCAUGGCUGAGGAUAUCCUAGGUUAAUUGAGCAUCUUGGAUCAUUGUUUGUACCUCAUACUCCACCUGGAAUAUGACCUUUUUGUAAAUAUAGAUAAAAUCACCAUGAAAUUUUGCUGUCACUAGCUGUGGUUGAGCUUGGUUGCCCCCACUCUAUGACACGGGCAGCUCAGCAUGUUAUUUUAGGUGAUGAAAUUGAUGAUUCCGGAAUUUUCAGGAAGAAGAAGCUGCUAGCUGUAGCUAUUGACGCCA